This is a messenger RNA of Labrus mixtus (cuckoo wrasse), 1545 nucleotides long. It is a transcript of the gene leng1, whose product is annotated as leukocyte receptor cluster (LRC) member 1. NCBI's taxonomy places the organism in Eukaryota, Metazoa, Chordata, Actinopteri, Labriformes, Labridae. Bases 316 to 1164 code for a protein of 282 amino acids. The transcript has 4 exons. The record is from RefSeq and is a predicted model, not a curated record.
UUUCUUAGUUAGUGACGAUAUCUUCGUCUCAUUUUGAAUGUUGAUUAUUCGGAAUGAUGAGUUUGUUUGAAGAGAACAGGUAAAAUGUCUCUGCAUGCAGAUAUAUCAUAGAAUUGUGACUUCAAGCCUGACUAGCGUUAGCUUACUUGCUACAAGGGGAACAGACAAGGUAAGACAGUGCCAAGCGAGUGAGUUUGGCCAAUUUUAGCGCCCCAGUCUUCUAGCAACACGGUGUUUGCUGUCUUCACCUACGUCGAAAAACGCGAGUUCCCCUUUUCACUAAGCCGGGUAGUGUCCACUGUCGUCAAGGUAACCAUGAACAUUCUUCCGAAGAAGAGCUGGCACGUUCGCAACAAGGACAACGUCGCGCGAGUGCGGAAAGACGAAGCCCAAGCAGCUGAAGAGGAGCGCGAGGCAAAGCGUCGCGUGGAACGUGCUGAGCAAGAGGCACGUACAGAGUAUUUGAGAAGGAAAUCCAGGGCUGCUCUCCAGUCCGAUGGAGAGACCAAGUAUGAUGUUGAUGAAGCACGGACUACAGGAAGUGAAGUUUUGGAGCAUCUCAAUCUUUUUCCCCUGGAGGAGUCCUCAGAAAAGAAGGGGAAUGAGGAAUAUCUCAAAGAAAAGAAAGAUGAAAAGGAGAAACAGGAACGAGCCAUAGGCUUGCUGGUGUCUCUGGGGCCCCAACCAGGGACGGAGGUCACACCGUGGUACAUGAAAACCAGUAAAGAAAAAGAAGAGGAGAAAGAAAAAGAAGAAAGCAAAGAAAAAGGAAAAAGGAAAGGAAUUAGUGAAGAGGAGAAAGAGAAGAAAGACCGCAGACUGAAAGACAGUUUAGAUCCAUUAAAAGAUAUGAAGAAAGCACUGGCUAUAAAGGACAGAAAACAUCACAAGGGCAAGAAAUCUGAAAAAAGAGACAGAAGGGAAAAGAGGAGCAGUGGAGAGAGUUCCAUAGAAAGGCUUCGUGCUGAGCGUUUGGAGAGGGAGGCAGAAGAAAGGAGGAGAGCUCGAGCCCUGCUGGACCAGAGGAAUGGCAAGGGGAAGGAGUCGACGAGGGAAACGACUGAGAGGGAGAGACCGUACAACAGUGCAUACUUCCCAGAACUAGCCCGAAAGCGUCAAAGAAGGGAUCGAGAUAGCUGGAGAGAUGAAAUAUUAAAGUCAUGAACAAUCUUCAUUGGUCAUGGAACAAGUGUGAUCUGUGAUGGAUGAUCAGUGGACAGUUAUUUUGAGUUUUUUCAAAGAACAUACUUGUGCCUUGGUUCAUUUUUAUUUAUUUAUUUUUCAUCCAGAGUGGAUCAUUCAUGCAGGAGAGUCAGAUUUAGUUUUGGGUUCCUUGGUCUGUGCAGCAUUUGCUCAUGAUCAUGUCUGCGGAGCAGGUGGUGGCCUCACAGGGGGCUUGAAGUCCAGGCUGUCAGCAAAAAAACAACAUUCAGUAACAGCUGUUAAAAUCUUCUAUAUUAAAGCAAAAAAUUAAAUUGGAUUAUAAGGUGACAAGAAGUUCAGACAGGAAUGUAGCUGCACCAAAUGAUAGUAUUUGUCAUUUAA